Molecule: messenger RNA, 2331 nt
Organism: Coniosporium apollinis CBS 100218
Lineage: Eukaryota; Fungi; Ascomycota; Dothideomycetes
Exons: 1
Coding region: 1-2331 (776 amino acids)
Source: RefSeq, a predicted model, not a curated record
AUGCCUCCUAUCCCCUAUACCUAUACCCCCCUUCCGCUUGCGACCGGAGAUAGACGGUGGCUACAGAAUAACAUAUCGCAAAUUCGGCUCCUGAAGCUGCUUCCGAGCGAGGACAUUGACGCUCCAAUCUCGUUUGUGAUAAGACAGGACAUAUUGAGCAAGGAGAUGGACAGGACGAGCUUUUUUGCGGGGACUGGGUCUAGCAAGGGAAGUGAAGAGCUGCCGAAGCCUCCGGUCUAUGAAGCCUUAAGUUAUGUUUGGGGGGAUCCGAAAGUGAGAAAGGCAAUUAGGGUUAGCAAUGAGGGAAAAGCAGGACAGGAGGGAGAGCUGCAGGUUACAGUGAAUCUGUACUCUGCGUUGCAACAUCUGAGGUUGAGGGACCGGCCAAGAAUGCUGUGGGCUGACGCAGUAUGUAUUGAUCAGAGCAAUGUGGAAGAGCGGGCGCAGCAGGUCAUGAUUAUGGGGAGGAUAUAUGCGUUAGCGAAAAAGGUGGUUGUGUGGCUGGGGGAGGCGUCUAUGGAGGAGGUAUCGCUUGAAGGGAAUGGAGAGGACAAACAUGAGCCUCCGAGUAAUAACGGAUUGAGAACGUAUGCCGAAUGGAAUAAAACCGAGCUCGUGGCUGAUCAAACUAGGAAGGCACUAUCGACUCCGCCGCAGAACCAGAACAAGGGGCCAAGAAAGAUUAAGAGCAGCGACUUUCUGUUUGAUGUGUUUCAAGAGUUGUACGAUGCAUUAGUGAACUGGUCGCAAGAGCUGGACAAGUUGAACACCUACGUUGACCAAAGGUACCACAAGCUCGACCUCGACAAGUCUCUCGGGACAAGGAAAAAGACAGCAGCCCAGGAGGCCCUUCGGCAUCUGUUGAAACGGACGUGGUGGACUCGCAGCUGGAUUGUGCAGGAAGUGCUCAUGGCUCGGCAAUGCAUUUUUGUCUGUGGGACAAAGGCAGUGUCCUGGGAUGUAAUGGGUCGGACUAUCAGUCUCCUGCUGACUUCGACCUCGUCAUUCGUGCGCGAGUCCGACAAUCCUUUUUCUCAGUUGCCAAGUACUAUCCGAGAACAACUUAAGGUAAUUGAUCUCUGGACGACAAAACUCAACAUGGGCUGGAACGAAAUCCACAAGCGCACUCUUAGCCUCGACCAGCUCCCUAAUCAUCUGAUACGCUUCGGGUGCUUCAAGUGUUCUGACCCCAGAGACAAGAUCUUCGCUUUCAUUGGUUUGGUUGAGCGGGGCGUCCGCAUCUAUGCCGAUUACAAUCUUUCAACUCGAGAAGUCUACAUGGAUGUCACCCGCCAACAUGCCUGGCACAACGAGAACCUCAAUAUCAUUUGCCGGCAUCACCGUGGCUACGCACCCACUCCCGAAAGUGCAAAACUAAAGCUUCCGUCCUGGUGUCCCGACUGGAGCCGCAGCGAUAGUCGAGGCUGGCAAUCCUGGGUCGUAUCCGACGAUGAAAGCGAGCGCGAUUUGUAUUUCGCUGAUGGUCGUACAAACUUCUCCUUCGUCUACAUGUUCCCCAAUCCCUGGCGCCUCGACCCAGAACUCUUCAUCGGCGAAGGGGCGCGCCUCGAUGUCAUCGCUUCCAUAUCGGAUUUCAUUCCACUCUCCGCUUAUGACGAUGACAGCUGGAUGGACCAAGUCCGUGCUUGGGAGCCUAAUAGCAUCCGUCAAGUGUCCUUGAUGUCUAAGACAUCGCAGGAAACUGCCCUUCGCGCCUACUGGCGCACGCUCCUGACAGACAAAAGAUAUCCUACGUGGCGCUUCUCCGAGGUUGGUGAUGACGGGCGCUACUGGCAAUACGACAUGUGCUACCUCGCCUUUGCUAGGCAUAUCGAGUUCGGCUAUUGGGCCUCAAGCUUAGACGCAAAUAUGGAGAAAUUCAAGAUUAUGCUACAUCGAACGACGUUUGGGAUGCGGUUUGCGACUACUGAGAGAGGGUAUUAUUGCAUGGUGCCUCAGGCUGCGGAGGUGGGUGAUACAAUUGUCGUUUUGCGGGGCGGCAGCGUGCCGUUUGUAUUGAGAGAAGCCGACAGAUGUGCCGUAACCAAAGACAAAGAGAAAGAAGAGGUAAAGGAAGAGGGUGUAAUACCGGAAGAGGUGGUGGUGCCGAAAGAGGCAGUGGUACCAGAAAAGGUGGUUGUACGGGAAGAGGAUAUUCGGGAUAAGGAUGCAAAGGAAGCGGAGAAGAAGGAAGAGGAAGAAGAAGAGGAAGAAGAGCUGCCAAUCUGGACAAUGAAAGGGACUUGCUAUGUGCAUAGCAUGAUGGAUGGCGUGGUCUUCCGGGAGAUAGAGGCAGGGAAGAGGGUAUCCGAAUAUUUUGUAAUCAGAUGA